Messenger RNA from Epinephelus lanceolatus (giant grouper), 2984 nucleotides. RefSeq names its product F-BAR and double SH3 domains protein 1-like. Gene Ontology annotation, cellular component: recycling endosome; neuromuscular junction. Lineage: Eukaryota; Metazoa; Chordata; Actinopteri; Perciformes; Serranidae. The record is from RefSeq and is a predicted model, not a curated record. Gene Ontology annotation, molecular function: protein binding. Gene Ontology annotation, biological process: neuromuscular synaptic transmission; regulation of actin filament polymerization.
CGUGCAUGCAGUGUGUGAAAAUAUAGAGGAAGCAGCAGUCACGCAAUAUAAUAACAGAGACAUAACGGACACUAUCAGCAUCCAGCUAUGCAGCCACCACCUAGAAAGGUAAAGGAGAGCCAGCAGGUGAAAUUGGUGUUCUCAGAGCAGCUCAGCAGAUUGCAGACCAAACAACACCAAGACACUGAACUGCUGGAGGAGAUCAGGACCUUCAGUAAGCAACGAGCCGCUAUAGAGAAAGAAUAUGGUCAGGCUCUUCAGAGGUUAGCUGUCCAGUACCAGAAAAGAGACUGGCAAAGAGGAAAUACAGAUGCUAUCACUUCUGGGAGUGUGUUUGGUGUGUGGAGGUCAGUUGUAGAUGCCACAGCUCAGUCCGCCGCAUCACGACUAGCUGCUGCAGAGGAAUACCGCCAACUGAUUGGACACGCCUCCAGGAGUCUUCGCAAUGCAAAGGACAUCCGAGCUAAGAGAGGCCUAGAGCAGCUCCAGAAGGUGCAAGGGGAAGUGGUGGAUGCUCUGCGGGAGCUGCACAGGAUCAAGAAGAGCUACCACCAACUCAGUCACAUCGCCAGUGUUGCCAGAGAGAAAGCAGCCGAUGCACAGAGCAGAGCCAGAAAGAGUGAACAUGGAAUUUUCCACUUUAAAACUGGACUACAAAAGAUGACCGCCAAGCUCAGUGCCAGGUUGAGAGAGUGUGAAGAUCGUUUGACUGAAGUUCGUAAUGAGUAUCUGCUGGCAUUAUCAGCAGUCAACGGCCAUUACCAACACUACUAUACGAAUGACUUACCACAAAUUAUGGAGCAAAUGGACGGUGAUGUUUAUGAUGAUUUGAGAAGCCAUUUUACUGUGCUGUGUGGGACAGAGAUGGAUACCUGUCUGACCACACACAAACAGUACGGCACAAUAUGGGAGUGUGUUGCUAAGGUGACCAGAGAGAAAAACGUUCUGCAGUUUCUUCAAGAAUCUGUCUCCUUCAGCAAAAUUCCUGAAUUCACCUUCCAGCCAGCUCCACGUGACAAGGUGUCGACUCUACAGGAGGUUUGUGCUUCAGAAGCAGAAGGCUGUCUGGUUAAAGAGGCCAAGAAAUGGGCUACAAAAGCUGCUAAGGACUAUAAGAUCAUCACCCAUGGAGAGAGGGCUCUACAGAUGUUGGAGAGUCGGUUGAAGCUGCUGUCGGGGGAGACGGGGCUUAGUGUGGAGCAGAAGAUAGCAGAGGUGCAGGACAGUGUCAGGAAAGCCAAGCUUAGCAGGGUGAAGGCAGAGGCCCGUCUGGCUCUGUUGUCAGACAGUGUCACAGGAACUGAACUGUGGCUUCACAAUGCCAUGAACCAGGCAGAGGAGGAGCUGGAGAGAGAGAGGCGCCUCAGUGAACAGAGGAAGUCCACUGAGGACUAUUCAGAGGAUGAGUUUGAGCUGACUGACUUUGAGGACUAUGAUGAUGAGAACGGAGACAUCUUUGCAGAUCCAGUGUCAGCAUCUGGAGUGUGUAUUUACCCUGCCGCCUGCAGAGUCAUCUAUAGCUAUCAGGCUAGCCAGUCAGAUGAGCUGUCAAUCAUGGAAGGGGAGGAGCUUCAAGUGAUUGAAGAUGGAGACAUGGAGGACUGGCUGAAGGUGUGUAACUCAUGUGGUCAGGUGGGGUAUGUUCCUGAGCGUUAUGUGCAGUUUCUGUGUCUGCCAGCAGAGGAUGCUGCUCAACUGGACAGUUCUUUCAGCUCCACGUCAUCUACUGGGAAUAAAGACAGGGGAGGGAGCAGAGGUGUAGCCAGAGCUCUGUACUCCUACCAGGCCCAGAGUGCAGAGGAGCUGUCCUUCCAGGAGGGGGCACUGAUUCACCUGAUCCGCUGUCGACAUGCAGAGGUGGAUGACGGCUUUUGGGAGGGAGAGCUGAAUGGACGGAUCGGUGUCUUCCCAUCAUUGGUGGUGGAGCUCGUCCAUGAUGAAGGGGAGGAGGAGGAAAGGGAAGACGAGGAGCCUCUCCCCACCCCAACCAUGCCUCCCUUCUCUCCCCCCAUCCCAACCUCUCCUGACCCUGGCUGUAGUUCAGCACUCAGUGCUACCCCCCCUGGCUGUGCGGAGGAUAAACAGCAGGUCUUUCCUCCAAAGCUCACAGACAACUCAGUAGAGUCUGCAGGCAGCAACCACAAUUCUCCAGAUCUCUCUAGCGGUCGACUAAGACCGUGUCGAGCACCUCCUCCUCCUCCAACACAGAAGCCUUCACCUCAGCCUUGACAUAAGACUGGAGUCACUGAGAUUACAUUGAAGAAUACAUGACUCAGACAUGACUGUUGUGCCUUUUGUUGAAGUGUUAAAUAAACAACUUGUAUUUGUUUGUCAGUAUUUGUUAGGUUUUUUCCAUUAGUCAGCUUAUAAGUUAUAAGGUGAUGUGAAUUUACAGCAAGUAGCAUAAUCAGUCACUAUACUUCAGAUCCGUUGAACCACCCUCCAUGUGACACUUUUACAUUUAAUCAGAAUUCUAAUUAAUUUCUAAAACAUCUCAUAUUGGGAAACAAAUAAUGAAUAUUUAUAAUUGUAGCAUAUGAAAAGUCAAGUGGCGUGUAGCUGUCUCUUUACAUGCAACUGAGCUCUAUCAUUGAGUAAACUGAUGAUGACCCUUGACUAAGUGAUAUAUUUAAUUUCAUAUAAUAUUCAACGCUUAGCAACAGUGCAGAGCAACUAAUAAACUGUACAAUGAACCCAAAUAGUGAACAUAAUAACUGCAGUUUGUGUUAAGCAGAGCAGAUUAUUUCCCCAGAGUACUGCUUCCUGUUUUCCUGAUAUUUUUAGUAACUUUUUUCUACAACUCUCUGUCUGUAUUGUGCUUUUUUUUAAACAAUCAUACAUAGCAUAUAUUCUCAUAUUGUACUGUAACUGUACUGUACCAUGUUUAUUUGGGUUAGCAAGUUUACUGUUGAAGUCACUACCUGCAGAUUUUAAUAUUUUAUUUGUAAAAGAAAUGAGACUAUUGUGAUGUAAAUUGAUGUGUU